Messenger RNA from Hypomesus transpacificus, 648 nucleotides. It is a transcript of the gene cabp7a, whose product is annotated as calcium-binding protein 7. The record is from RefSeq and is a predicted model, not a curated record. The coding region runs from base 1 to 648 and encodes 215 amino acids. The transcript has 5 exons. NCBI's taxonomy places the organism in Eukaryota, Metazoa, Chordata, Actinopteri, Osmeriformes, Osmeridae. Gene Ontology annotation, molecular function: calcium ion binding.
AUGCCUAUGCACCCAGUCACCUCCACCUUAAUGUAUCGGGGUGUGUGCACCAUUCCGGACAUCCUCGCCUACCGCGACCCGGUCAACCUGCCCGAGGAUGAAGUCGAGGAGAUCCGAGAGGCCUUCAAGGUGUUUGACCGCGACGGGAACGGCUUCAUCUCCAAGCAGGAGCUUGGCAUGGCCAUGCGCUCGCUGGGGUACAUGCCCAAUGAGGUGGAGCUGGAGGUGAUCAUCCAGAGACUGGACAUGGAUGGGGACGGCCAGGUGGACUUUGAGGAGUUCGUCACCCUGCUGGGGCCCAAACUGACCGCCGCCGGCGUGCCCGACAAGUUCAACGGCACGGACUUCGACUCCGUCUUCUGGAAGUGUGACAUGCAGAAGCUGACCGUGGAGGAGCUCAAGAGGCUGCUGUAUGACACGUUCUGCGAUCACCUGACCAUGAAGGACAUCGAGAACAUCAUCAUGACAGAGGAGAACCACAUCGAGAACCCUGAGGACUGUCAGGUGGAUAUCGACACAGCCAGUCCCACGCAGCAGGUCAAGCAGACCUGCGUGCGCAAGAGCCUGAUCUGUGCGUUCGCCAUCGCGUUCAUCAUCAGCGUCAUGCUCAUCGCGGCCAACCAGGUGCUGCGGAGUGGCAUGAAGUAG